Sinocyclocheilus grahami is the source of this 1370-nucleotide messenger RNA. RefSeq names its product protein CDKN2AIP homolog A-like. The coding region runs from base 83 to 1021 and encodes 312 amino acids. Gene Ontology annotation, cellular component: nucleolus; nucleoplasm. The record is from RefSeq and is a predicted model, not a curated record. The transcript has 4 exons. NCBI's taxonomy places the organism in Eukaryota, Metazoa, Chordata, Actinopteri, Cypriniformes, Cyprinidae.
CCACUACACUCACAUUAAAUAUUAUCUUUUUGCUACAUACAGCUGAUGAGGACUCGUCUGCGGAGAAUAUAUAUUUAGAGUGAUGGCGGAGGGGAGAGGAGGAGAUGUCGUCUCUGAGUUUCUCAGUCAGAAUCCACACCUGGAGAACUGGGUGGAAUCUUUAAGAGGACCCUGUGAGACAAACAAACAGUGGCACGCCAGAAGAGAAUUUGUUCUGCGCAACAUGGAGGUCUUUCCUACCAUCCAACCUGGGAUCCCAAGUUCUAGUUUGGACAGACUUCUGUCUCUGUCCAUGGUUUGGGCCAACCACGUGUUUUUGGGCUGUCGGUAUCCACAGCCUGUAAUGGACAAGAUAAAUGAGAUGGCAGAAGGAAUCACUGUGACUGAGGCCCCUGUGCGAAAAACUAGAGAUGAAAUCAUGGGGAAAACAAAAAGACCUGCAGUUUCAGCAGUGGAAGCUGAUUACCAGAACAAGAAGGCUAAACCCAAUGAUACAGAUGUUAAAGCUCAUGUGAAGAGUGUUGGGCAUCCAGCUGCCAGUGCUCUGAAAUCGGGCCCUCCGCCGGGGGCUCCUGCAGAACACCAGCCCUUUUUUAAUCGACUCUAUAAGGCAGUUGCUUGGAAGCUUGUAUCUGCUGGUGGCUUUGGCCCCAACCUGGAACACUUUGAAAUCUUGCGCAGUUGUGUGGAAUCAUGCAAGGCCAGUCUUAACUGUGUGUUUGUUCCACUCAAAGACAUUCCUGACCUGCCUACGGGACGUACCCAGAAAGAAGGCCAGGUUUGUGAACUGCGCUGCUGCACCGUCUACAUGGGUACGGGCUACGGGCGUGAUGAGGUUGCCGCCAGGGCAAUGGCCUCCAAAGAAGCACUCAAAGUGUUUCAAGGGCAAAAAGUGUCAGUGAAAGUUUGCCGCCGCAGAUUCAGAGGACGAGACGUUGACGAUUUGGCUCUGCUGGAUGAACAGUCCAGGAGCCAGGUUUUCCCUCCAGCUCUCAGCUACCCCUUUCAGGAAGACCAGUAGAGCUUCAUUCUGUCACCAUGAUAUAAAGUUGUAGAUUCAGUUGUGGCAACCAUGGAGAUGGUUCUCUUUUCACUGCAGUUCCAAAGAGUUUCAUUUGUUCAGAUUUCAGAAUGGCACUAUGGGGAAAGACUGGCAGGUUUAUAGUUGUUUGUAAAAGUGACUAAGACAAAAAAUAGUUUUGUGCCUUGUAAAAUGCUUAUGAUGCUUUCGCUUUAGAGGCUUGUUUGUGGUUUAGAUGGUUUAGAUCUUCACGGUUGUUAAACAUCCAUUUACUGUGGUUAUAGUUCAGUCCGACCUUAAAAAAUGUUUGUGGCUUCAAAAGCUGCUAGUAUUUAUUUCUAAAGCAUUA